Cuscuta campestris is the source of this 935-nucleotide messenger RNA. The record is from the annotation of a GenBank genome assembly. Lineage: Eukaryota; Viridiplantae; Streptophyta; Magnoliopsida; Solanales; Convolvulaceae.
AAUGAAAUAAGCAGCGCCAUUCCUCCAACUGUAGGAUUGGCCCCAUCUGACCCCUCUCUCCGUAGAAACGAAAGUUCUCUUGCUUAGUCAAACAAAUAAUCUCUCAUUAGUUUUCCCCUUGUACACCUAGAGAUAGAGCUGUGUUUAGUGUAAUGAAGCUUCUUCUCCUAACAUAAACAUUGUCUCCCUUUUUUUGGUUUGCGUGGAGAUUGGCCUGGCAGCAUGGGAGGCCUUGUUGUCAAGCAGAUGCUGUAUCAAGCAAAAGCAGAGAACAAGGAGGACCUUGUCAAUAAUACAGCCGGUGUUGUAUUCUAUAGUUGUCCCCAUUUCGGCAGCAAACUUGCAGACAUGCCCUGGCGUAUGGGUCUUGUGUUUCGUCCUGCUCCUAGUAUAGGAGAGUUGAGAAGUGGGUCCCCAAGAUUGGUGGAGCUGAACGAUUUCCUCCGCCGCCUUCACAAGAGAGGGACUCUUGAGGUGCUUAGUUUCUGCGAGACUAAGGUAACCCCUAUAGUUGAAGGGUAUGGAGGCUGGGCUUUUAGAAUGGAAAUUGUACCUCUGGAGUCUGCAUAUCCUGGAUUUGGUGAAUUAGUUGUGUUAGAGUCAACUGACCAUAUAAAUUCAUGCAAGCCUCUGAACCGCAACGAUCCUUCGUAUAAAGAGACUUUACAAUUCUUGCACAAAUUGAAAGCACAUCACGAUUCACGAAUCGCCGCGGUAGAUUAAUACAGGUCUACGUUAUUAGUUUAGUGUCCAAAUGCAUAUUUUUUUGUUGUUUGCCAUUUUUACUGUACAUAACGCCUCAAUACAGCAUUAUUGUAGACACUGGUUCCGCUCUUCGGUUGUUUGGUCGGAGCUCGUGUAUAAAAAAAAUGUGCUCACUGCCUAGGUGUAUAGAAAGGUACUCCUCGGAGUAUUUAUAAAUCAGAGAUUAUUUU